AUGUCGUUAUUUUUUACAUUAUUAUUACUAUUAUUACUAUUAUUAUUAUUAUCUUUAUUAUUAUUAUUAUUAUUAUUAUUAUUAUUAUUAUUAUUAUUAUUAUUAUUAUUAUUAUUAUUAUUAUUAUUAUUAUUAUUAUUAUUAUUAUUAUUAUUAUUAUUAUUAUCAUUAUUAUUAUUAUUAUUAUCAUUCAUCAUCACGAUAUUCCAAUUAAGGAUAAAGGACAAAAUCUCUGGUGUUGACCAGUCCUUUUUCGGCUCCGUCAAGGAGUUCGACUUCAAUCCUGAAUCGUAUGAUGUCCUUUUCGACUCCGCCAAUGCUUUGGACUUCAAUCCUGGAUGGAAUGACCUAAAGAGAAAAAAAAAUGCUUACUACAGUAACUGGUGGAUGGAGCGGGAAAGUAGGCAUUCGAAGGAGGAAGAGGAGGAAUUGGACCGGAAGAUAGCUCAAAUAAGGGAAAAGAACCUUAAGAUCGAGGAGAGGAAGAAGGAAAUUGAUGCGGAUCGUGCGAACUACACCGAUGAGCCACCGCGAAAACCUUCGAAACCCUCUCCUCCUCGCACCGGCAAUAGCAAAACAGCUAAAGGCGAAUGGGACAGAGAAUGGGACCAUGGCAAAACGCCUGCUGAAACAUGGCGUGAGAAUGUGCCGUCCAUAGAUAUUCUGAGGAAACCGUCUGGCCGUGGCGGACAUCAACGGUCCGCGAAUCGUGGUCAACGCGGCGGUCAAAAGUCCCGAGGUGCAACACGUGCUGACGGAGCGCAAAACCCUCAGGUAAACAAAGGAAGCCGUUUGGAGGGAAGAGUAAGCGUUCAACAGCAAGAAUCGACAAACUUCAGAGGUAGAGGUCGUGGCCGAGGUGGCGCACGUCAUCAGGAUCGCAACGCGACGCAUACCGAUGGAGAGCUGAAGAAUAAUGGGAAAAAUCUCGACACAAACAAGAAUGAAUCUGCGCCGUCAAAACAACAUCCGCGUAACAUGCGACGGAACGCAAAGACUUCUAUGAGUAGCAAAGAAGACUCGGCGGCUAAAAAUCCAGUCGUUAGAAAGCCAACAAAAAGACGUUAUACGGAAAAAUACGAGAUCAAGAAAUUGUUGAGAAGAAUUGUGAAUAAGGUGGAGAAGAAUGAAAGGAAAGAAAAACAGGCGAAAGUACGUGCAGAACGAGAAGCGCAUUCAGAUGAGCCUAAAGGUGAAGUGGGAAAAGAGGCGAAAGAGGUGAAAGAGACGACGCCAACAACGAAAACUCCCGUGAAAUCACCGAUCACAUCGGAAACGUCGACUGUGGAAUCAGCGUUGAAGUCGACGGUGGAGCCGCCGUUGAAGGCCGCGGUAGCUGUGGAAGAAGCGCCGAAACCCGCCACAAAUAAUGUCGUCGUUGAGGUGCCGGAACCGACGGAAUCGAAGGCGGCGAAUAACGUGAACGAUAAGGUGAAAACGUUGUCCGUGGAGCCGGAAACGACGACGACGACGACGACGACCACAAAGAAAACCGACACGACGGCUGACGCAAAUCAAAACGUCAUAAAACUCGUCGAAGAAAAGGUGCUUCAUAUUCAAAUGUCUUAA
This is a messenger RNA of Necator americanus (New World hookworm), 1569 nucleotides long. RefSeq lists its product as uncharacterized. Lineage: Eukaryota; Metazoa; Nematoda; Chromadorea; Rhabditida; Ancylostomatidae. The coding region runs from base 1 to 1569 and encodes 522 amino acids. The transcript is spliced from 10 exons. The record is from RefSeq and is a predicted model, not a curated record.